This is a messenger RNA of Glycine soja, 924 nucleotides long. RefSeq lists its product as uncharacterized. The transcript is spliced from 2 exons. Lineage: Eukaryota; Viridiplantae; Streptophyta; Magnoliopsida; Fabales; Fabaceae. Bases 1 to 924 code for a protein of 307 amino acids. The record is from RefSeq and is a predicted model, not a curated record.
AUGGAUGAUUUUACUGUUUAUGGAUCAUCUUUUGAUGCUUUCAUUGCCUAUCACCAUAGCAAGGAAAUCUCGGUUGUCGCUAUCUUGGCCGAUCUCUAUGACACGUUCGACCGAAGAUGCGUAAAGAACGGCACAAGAAUUCUUUGUUGUAUGCCAGCUCUCUAUGUGUGGCUCGUCUCACACCUUUUCCGCCAAGAAAGUAGGCCCACCUGUCCACUGCAUCGUCACCGCUUAUGCACCGAGAAGGGAAAGGCAAACUGGGAGCAACUCUUGGCUAGUGUGGUAGGGGCAUCCAUCAAUUGGUUCCCCCGUUGGAAGGAAGGAAAAGUUGGAGUUUUGUCCUCAUGUGAGGGAUUUUCAAAUGUCCCCUUGAUGGGAACAAGGGGUUGUAUUAAUUAUAAUCAUGUCCUCACCAUAAGACAACUUGGCUACCCCAUGAGAGGAGCACCAUCGAAGGAAAGCAUCACACCUUUCAUCACACGGGGUUUCAGCGACCCCAACGCGAGGCUAAGGGCUGCGAGAAAGGAAGAGGCUGAAACUCCGGAAGAAAGUGAAGAGGUACAAGCCCUAAAAGCGGAGCUUGAACAAGCCCGAGCAGUCAAAGAGAAGUUCAAGUCAACGGCCAUCAAAGUCCGAAAGGAGUACGAUGAACUAAAAGACAUCAAUAUGGCCACCACCGAAGCCUUGGAACAAGAAACCAAGAAGGCCCUAAAAGAAGAACACGACCGAAACAAGUUCCGAGGAGCUUUGUGGGGCAGAUACAAUGAGCUUAAGCUCCAAAGAGAUGAAAAGGAUCAGUCGCGGGUCGAAGUCAUGAUCUUGAAAGAUGAGUUAAAAGAUUGUCAUAGGUCGAAAAGAAGCUUGUCCCAGCAAUUGAGCAAGACUGAAGGAAAUAUAUGGGCCAUCAUCAAUGAUUACAAAUAA